Molecule: messenger RNA, 1363 nt
Organism: Felis catus (domestic cat)
Lineage: Eukaryota; Metazoa; Chordata; Mammalia; Carnivora; Felidae
Gene: CACNG1
Product: calcium voltage-gated channel auxiliary subunit gamma 1
Exons: 4
Coding region: 155-829 (224 amino acids)
Biological process (GO): regulation of calcium ion transmembrane transport via high voltage-gated calcium channel; calcium ion transmembrane transport
Cellular component (GO): membrane; L-type voltage-gated calcium channel complex
Molecular function (GO): voltage-gated calcium channel activity; calcium channel regulator activity
Source: RefSeq, a predicted model, not a curated record
CCCCAAGGCCAGCCCCCUCUGGCUCAGCCGGACACACUAAACUUAGCUUCCACCCCCAGCUCAUAACCGCUGCCACCUCCCAGCCUGGCUGCCACCUGCCCGGGAGCCACCGCCACCAGACCGCGCCGAAGGCGCCCGCUCCUCCGCCACCAACAUGUCCCAGACCAAAGCGCCCAAGGUCCGCGCGACCCUCUUCUGCAUCCUGGCGGGCAUCGUGCUGGCCAUGGUGGCCGUGGUGACCGACCACUGGGCGGUGCUGAGCCCCGAGGUGGAGCACCACAACGCCACCUGCGAGGCGGCCCACUUCGGCCUCUGGCGGAUUUGCAUCAAGCGUAUUGUCACGAGUGACGGCAAGGACAAGACCUGCGGACCCAUCUCCCUGCCUGGGGAGAAAAACUGUUCCUACUUCAGGCAUUUUAACCCAGGCGAGACCUCCGAGAUCUUCGAAGUCACUACUCAGAAAGAGUACAGCAUCUCGGCCGCCGCCAUCGCCAUCUUCAGCCUCGGCUUCAUCAUCAUGGGGACCAUCUGCGCGCUUCUGUCCUUCAGGAAGAAGCGGGAUUACCUGCUGAGGCCGGCGUCCAUGUUCUAUGCGUUCGCAGGUCUGUGCAUCUUCGUGUCGGUGGAGGUCACGCGGCAGUCGGUGAAGCGCAUGAUCGGCAGCGAGCACACCGUCUGGAUCGAGUACUACUACUCCUGGUCCUUCGCCUGCGCCUGCGCCGCCUUCGUCCUCCUCUUCCUCGGCGGCCUCGCCCUCCUGCUCUUCUCCCUGCCUCGAAUGCCCCAGAACCCCUGGGAGUCCUGCAUGGACGCCGAGCCCGAGCACUAGCCCUCCGGGGGCCCCCGGCCACCCUCAGGAAGCCGAGCCUGGCCCAGAACGUUCUAGAGAGGAGGCGGGAGCUUUACCUCUCCCCGGUGCCACCUACCCCACGACAACCGCUGCUGCUUCCCUCUCUGAGCCCUUCUUUGGGCUGUGACAGGCUCCCCCUGGGAAUCCAGCAAGUGGACCUGAUCCAGACUUGCCCAGGUGGGAGGGAGGCAGGCAAGGCGAGCAGGUGCACAGGUGUUUGGUGAGGGAGACCUUCCCCUGGAGGUCAGAGUUGUCCCGACCGAGCCAGUUGUCUUUGAUAAACUGGGUCCAGUUGUCCUCUGUUAGCCCCGUAGGGACGCCCUGUGCUCAUAUACCAAUUCUGGGCAUCUGCCAGAGCCAGUAGCCAACCACUCCCACCUUCUCCUGGACAAGAUACACCCUUUCCAGUGAACUGAACGUUCCCUCCUUGGUUUCCAAGAUGCCUGAGGAGCACUUUUUUUUAACUGGGUAGAACCUGACUGUGGUUUGAAAUAAAAGCUCUUUGAAAACUUC